ACAUAAGAAAAAUGUAUGUCAAUUUUCAUUGAUUUUACAAACGUUUAAACACUGAAAUGUUUGUGUCGUUAUUUUCUAUGAUCCACUAUGUAUAAAGAAACAAAAAAAAAAGUUAUUCCUACAAAUCCCAUCAGAUCACAUUCUCUCGAAAAUAACCAGUAUCAAAGUUGUUGAAAGAAACACCAGAACAAAUGUCAAGUAUGCCGGAAAAGAUGAUAAGCUCUGCUGAAGGUCCCCGGCCGGUUCCCGUGAUCGCAAUGGGUACAGCAACGGAAUCAGUCAUCGCAGGCAUUGAAGCUGUGACACCAUCAACUCUGAUUGAAGCCAUUAAGGCGGGCUACCGUCACUUUGACACAGCAGCGGUGUACAAAACCGAGAAAUCGGUCGGGGAAGCUGUUGCAGAAGCUCUCCGGUCGGGCCACAUAAACUCCCGAUCGGAGAUAUUUGUCACCACCAAGCUGUGGUGUAACUCGUGUGAUCGCCAUCUUGUUGUACCUGCCAUCAAGCAGAGUCUCAACCUUGGCUCAACGACCGCUAACCGCCGCACAAAAACCGCUGCGGGUCAACAGCCAAGGUUAGGCUGGUGGGUGUGGAGGAGGGUAGUUCUUUGGGGAUAAUCCACCACGUAGGGAUGAGCCCCAAGAGAUGGGCCUGCAUACUGGUACGAUGAGGACGGGGAUGGACCAGAGGAGGUCGAUGUGGAUAAGGUUAGGCUGGUGGGUGUGGAGGAGGGUAGUUCUUUGUAUGUAUGUAUGUGUGUGUUGGAUAAGAAAGCAAUGGCCCAUCGCGAGCGGCAAUGGAGGGAUGAUGGGGACGGGGACGGACCAGAGGAGGUCGAUGUGGACUAGGGAUACCGUAAUGGCAUCUAUCCAUGCCGGGAACCUGGGACUUGAGUAUGUAGAUCUGUAUCUUAUACAUUGGCCACUCAAGCUGAUCCAGGAUGAAUUUAGAGGACCGGUCCCAAUCGAGUGCAUAGCCACGAUGGAUUUGAAAGCAGUAUGGGAAGGAAUGGAGGAGUGUCAAACUCUUGGACUCACCAAAUCUAUUGGUGUCAGCAAUUUCUCUUCUAAAAAGAUCCAACAAAUUCUUUCGUUUGCCAAAAUCCCUCCGGCUGUCAACCAGAUUGAGAUGAACCCAAAUUGGCAACAGAAAAAAAUAACAGAGUUUUGCAAAGCGAACGGCAUCCUUGUAACUGCUUACUCCCCGCUAGGUGCAUUUGGCAAUAGAUCAUGGGGACAUAACCGUGUCAUGGAAUGUGAUAUUCUUCAAAAUAUUGCCAAGUCUAAAGGGAAGACAGUGGCUCAGAUUUCUUUAAGAUGGUUAUAUGAGCAAGGUGUAAGUAUAGCAGUUAAGAGCUUCAACGUAGAAAGGAUGAAGCAGAACCUUGACAUCUUUGAUUGGUCGUUGACUCAGGAGGAAUUGAAGAAAAUCGACCAAAUUCCUCAGCGAAGGCAUGUUUAUCUAAUUGGAACAAUGGCGCUUGAGCAUAAUGAUAUAAUGGAUGAGAUUGAUGCAGAGCUUGAUUGAAAAAUAAUCUGAUUAGAAAGUAGUUGUUAAAGAUUAUGCAAUAAUGCCUACUUUCUUAAGAUACCAUCAGUUUGGCUUUAUCCUUGUCUACAAAUUGCUUGUCCACAUUGCAACAAUGUGAGCAGAUUUCCACAACUAAAUUUUAAAAUUGUUUACAUA
Messenger RNA from Helianthus annuus (common sunflower), 1686 nucleotides. Its product is annotated as D-galacturonate reductase-like. Gene Ontology annotation, molecular function: aldose reductase (NADPH) activity. Gene Ontology annotation, cellular component: cytosol. NCBI's taxonomy places the organism in Eukaryota, Viridiplantae, Streptophyta, Magnoliopsida, Asterales, Asteraceae. The coding region runs from base 646 to 1527 and encodes 293 amino acids. The transcript has 5 exons. The record is from RefSeq and is a predicted model, not a curated record.